CUGCAAAGGACCUCUUUAAAGUGUUGAAAAGCAAAUAUGCCACCUUGAAGACUAAGGUGCACUUGACCCAAGUCACAGUGUUUUCAAUCGCCUCCUAUACAUGUGAGAGCUGGAUGAUGAAUAAAGAAGACCAAAGAAGAAUUGACACCUUUGAACUGUGGUGUUGGAGAAGAAUAAUGAAUAUACCAUGGACUGCCAAAAAAAGGAACAAAUCUGUCUCGGAAGAAGUACAACCAGAAUGCUCUUUAGAAGCAGACGGUGAGAUUACGUCUCACAUACUUUGGACUUGUCAGGAGGGAUCAGUUCCCGGAGAAGGACAUCAUGCUUGGUAACGUAGAGGUUCAGGGAAGAAGAGGAAGACCUUCAACGAGAUAGACUGACACAGUGGCUACGACAAUGGACCCAAGCAUAACAAUUGUGAGGAUGGUGCAGGACCAGGCAGUGUUUUGUUCUGCAGCACAUAGGGUUGUUAUGAGUUGGAACUCACUCGACGACAACAACAACAACAACAACACGUAAGGUAGGUCUAUUAUUUCUGUUUUACAGAUGACAAAACUAAGGUUUAGGAAGUUUAAGUGAAUUGCUCAAGGUCAUACAGCUAAACUGGAUUAGAACUCAAGUCCCUGAACACCAGGGCCUAUGCCCAUGCCCCACCCUGACCAGAGCUCAUCAUGAGAAACAGCUCAACUGCAAGGGCACGAAAGCUGUGGUAUUGGGGACCAGAGGGGAAGUGGGGACAGAGGCGGAAGGCCAGAUCUCCUCAUGCUCACUCAUCUGUGAGACAGAGCAAGAGCAAGGGAAAGCAGGCUUGAGGGCAGGCAGCUCAACAGGAACUCUGACAGAGACCCAGCGCCAGGUCUUGGGAGCGGACACGUAACAGCCAGGAUCCCACAACACCAGGCAGGGGUCAGGAGCCCAGCCGCAGGCAACACUGCCGACUCAUGGCAACUCCAUGGACAAUGGAAUGAAACACUGCCCAGUCCUGUGCCAUCUCCAUGAUCGGUUGUGGAUCGGACAGCUGUGAUCCAUAGGUUUUCACUGGCUGAUUUCAAGAAGUAGAUCAUCACACCUUUGUUCCUAGUCUUAGCCUGGAAGCUCUGCUGAAACCUGUUCAGCAUCAUAGCAGCACGCAAGCCUCCACUGACAGAUGGUGGUAGCUCUGCAUGAUGUGCGUUGGCCAGAAAUCAAACCAGGGCACCCUGCAUGGAGGAGGCGAGCAUUCUACCACUAACCACAACUGCCUCCUAUAAAGAUAAUUACUGCACUGAAUUGUACACUUGAAAAAUGGUUAAAAUGACAAUUUUAUGCUAUAUAACAUUUUAGCACAAUGAAAAAAAGAAAAGCUCUGAUGGAGAUCUCCCCAAGGAAAAUAGGACAGCAAAGUCUUCUUGACAAGUUCAGCUAAAGUUGAGAGAUCCACCCCAUGGAGAGAUGCCUAGUGGAUGCCAAUGUCUCCAAGGAUGGCUUGGAUUUCAACUUCAUGAAGGAUUACAUGAUCCUGAACGGCCCCCAAAAGAUAGCUGUUGCGGUGCUGUGUACCCUUCUGGGCCUGCUAAGUGCCCUGGAGAACCUGGCUGUGCUCUACCUGAUCCUGUCCUCCCACCGGCUCCGCAGGAAGCCCUCAUACCUAUUCAUUGGCAGCUUGGCUGGGGCUGACUUCCUGGCCAGCGUGGUCUUUACCUGCAACUUUGUAAAUUUCCAUGUCUUCCAUGGCGUGGAUUCCAAGGCCGUCUUCCUGCUGAAGAUAGGCAGUGUGACCAUGACUUUCACAGCCUCGGUGGGCAGUCUACUUCUCACCGCCAUUGACCGCUACCUCUGCCUGCACCACCCACCCACAUACAAAGCUCUACUCACCCAGAGGAGGGCACUGGUAACCCUGGGCAUCAUGUGGGUCCUCUCUGCUUUGGUCUCCUACCUGCCCCUCAUGGGAUGGACUUGCUGUCCCAGUCCCUGCUCUGAGCUUUUCCCGCUGAUCCCCAAUAACUAUCUGCUGGGUUGGCUUCUGUUCAUCACCUUCCUCUUCUCUGGCAUCAUCUACACCUAUGGGCAUGUCCUUUGGAAGGCCCAUCAGCAUGUAGCUAGCUUGGCUGGGCACCAGGAAAGGCAGGUGCCAGGAAUGGCCCGGAUGAGGCUGGACGUGAGAUUGGCCAAGACCCUGGGGGUGGUGCUGGCUGUGCUGCUCAUUUGCUGGUUCCCAGUACUGGCCCUCAUGGUCUACAGCCUUGCCACCAAGCUAAGCGACCAGAUUAAGAAGGUCUUCGCCUUCUGCUCCAUGCUGUGCCUUUUCAACUCCAUGGUCAACCCUGUCAUCUAUGCCCUUCGGAGUGGGGAAAUCCGCUCUUCUGCUCACCACUGCCUGGCCCACUGGAAGAAGUACCUGCCAGGCCUUGGGCCUGAGGGAAAAGAAGAGGUCCCUCGGUCUUCAGUCACUGAGACAGAAGUUGAUGUGAAAAUCACCCAGUGGGCAGAUGCUAGAGGUCUGUACAGUUUUAGUUUCCGAUGAGGCCUCUUUCCCAGUUUUAAACCACCCAAGUCAGAAACCAUUUCACUCCCUAGAGGUCAGAGAGCAGUCUUGACUGCCUCAUCUUAUUUGAACCACCCCAGGAGCCCGGACAUGUACCAUUCCUCACAGAUGAGUAUUGGGACUGCCCUCUGGAGCAUGACCAGGCCAUGCCUACUGUUGUGUAGCUAGGCCCUACAAGGGGUAGCAGGAGACAAAAGGGCCUGGGACAGGCUCAGUCCACGUCAGGUCAGGAAAACCUCCAGCAAGUCAAUUUUGUGCCCUCAUCCUUCAAAGACAAUAGGGAGCCAGAGGGGGCCUUCAGGGCCAGCAAUGAAUGACUUGAAGGAAAUCUGAGAAAAAAGGAUCGUUCUCCUGGGAACUCAGUGUAUGGGCUGGCCGCCCAGCCCCUUGUUUCUGCUUAAUUGUUGGGACCUCCUUGGUUUUGGAGCUGUGAAAGCAGAUGCGCUAGACCCCACCUUUAGGUCCCUCUUGUCCAUUGAGGACCAAGAACUGGGAUCUGAUGAGGCCGUUGACACAUCUCUUACAGAGGAAACUGAUAAACCUCCAGCUCAGGACAUCUUGUUAUUAGGACAAGAGCCCUCCCUGAUACCCUGCUAAUCCCCACUCACGGUCACGGUGAUCUCUUAGGUCCCUAGGAAACAAGAAGGAGGCCGGAAUUGCUUCGGAUACAGAAUCUUGUUUUUUACUGACCUUGUAAAACCCUGCUUGAUGGAGCCAAUGAGAGCAGUGUCCCUGUUUAACCAAGCUCCAGAAAAGGAGAUAUUAACAAAGAUUUUAUAAGCCCCAAAGUGUUCCCACUCUUCUCAAUUCAGCCCCCUUUGCCUCCUCUGCACCCCUAUAAUGUAUAAUAAGCAGAAAAAGUGGGAGGAGGGGGUAAUUCUCUGUCUAUGCCCAUGGCACUGGGCUGGUAUCCCAUGGUCCAUUAUCCCAUCUCAAAUGCAGUAAGAAUACAGUCCCAUAUUUUUGAAGAUUCCAGAGUACCUAUAUUUUACAUAUCAGAGAGGCUGAGUUCCUACCAAGAGGCUUAAAAUAAUAGGCAAGAGGUGUGAGGUGGUAGGGGGAUUACUAAGGAAUUCUAAUGCAAGUAGAAGGAAAGAUAUUGAGUAAACAUGUCUUCACUGAAUAGUUACAAGAGAACGACUCCACUAUUCAUUCACUCAUUCAUCCAUCUCACAGAAGUGUACCAGGAUCUCCACUAGGUCCUGGGUGCCCAGUCAUCAAUGAGACUGCCCCUGUCUAAUGGGGCUUACAUUCUACAUUCAGGUGGAGAGAGAGCCCGUGAAGAGGCAAACAAGUAAACAAAGAAGAUAAUCACAGGUGGUAUGAUGACAGAAAUCAACAGGGAGAUGUGAUAGAGAUUAAUUGGGGCAUACAACUUUAGGUAGGAUAGACCUACUAUGUGAUACCGUCAUAAAUGAUGGCUGGCUUUUAUCGAGCUCUUACUAUGUGCUGGAGUCCCUUUGUGUUGGACAUGGUUAAGCUCUCAGCUGCUAACCGAAAGGUUGGAGCCUUGAGUCCACCCAGAGCCCACCCAAAGGCUUGUUUAUCUACUUCAAAAAAAUCAGCCAUUGAAAACCCAAUGGAGCAAAACUUAAAACAAAAAUAUCCCUGGAGUCUUCUUAAAACUAAACAAUAAUAAUAAAAAAAAAAAAGAUUAGCAAAACUAGUAAAGAAUGUCUGCCUUGAGCAUUGUGCUCUUUUAAGAACUCUCUAUAUGGGAUCAAAGUGACAACAGCAAGUUGAAAGAUUAGAUAUUCCUAUCUAAUCUUUAGGGGGCAGUGAGUCUAUGUUAAUGGGGGAGGAACAACUCAGAAAAGGAGGGUGAGAAGGGCUGCACAACUCAACGAAUAUAAUCAAUAUCAACAAAUUGUACAUGUAGAAGGGGCUGAAUUAGUGUAGGUAUGUUUUCUGUGUGUAUUAUCAAAAACAAACACAAAAUAAAUUUUAAAAAAGAAAACCCAAUGGAGUAAAGUUCUACUCUGACGUACAUCGUGUUGGUAUAAGCAGAAUGGCAUUGACGACAAGUGGGUUGGUUUUACUACGUGCCAGGCACUGGGCUGCAUGAUGAUGACAAUGAUAUUGAUGCGAAGUCAAUAUGUACUUAGAUUUUGAAGCAACUACUUUGGCUUCUGCAUGCUUGAUGUUUUUUUUCGUUGGUUCUGUUUUGGUUUUUAAUGCCUCAAUAGAGAUAGAAACAGACUCAAGGUUGUCGUGGUUUUUGAACUCAAUGGAUACGCACAUUUUGACCAUAGUCUCAGCAGCCAGUUGGAACAGAAACAUAUGUCAACAGUGCUAAGAUUCUAGUCAUCUUAAUUUUCAUGUUGAAUUUGAUCAUUAGAUAUAAAUCAUCACUUGAGAUCAAUAACCUGAUAAAGAAGGUUGUCAUGGAUUGAAUUAUGUCCCCCGCCAAAAUGUGUGUAUCAGCUUGGUUAGGCCAUGAUUCCCAGUAUUCUAUUGUCCUCCAUUUUGUGACUGUAAUUUUAUGUUAAAAAGGAUUAGGGUGGGAUUAUAACACCCCUACCAGGUCACAUCCCUGAUCCAAUGGAAAGGGAGUUUCCCUGGGGUUUGGCCUGUACCACCUUUUAUCUUACAAGAGAUAAAAGGAAAGAGAAGCAAGCAGAGAGUGGUGAACCUCAUACCACCAAGAAAGCAGUUCCAGGAGCAUCCCUUGGACCCGGGGUCCCUGCGCAGAGAAGCUCCUAGUCUGGGGGAAGAUUGAUGAGAAGGCCGACAGAGAGACAAAGCCUUCCUCUGGAGCUGACACCCUGAAUUUGGACUUUUUUACUGUGAGAAAAUAAAUGUCUCUUUGUUAAAGCCAUCCACUUGUGGUAUUUCGGUUAUAGCAGCAUUUAGAUGACUAAGACAAAGGUCUUGGUAUCUGGAUACCUCCUAGAGGCAAAGACACUUGUUCGAGGUCAUACCGCGAAAGCGGGGGUUUCCAAACCAGAUCUGUUUGACUCCAAAGCCUGCCCUGUUAGCCACUAGCCUGUUAGCCUACUUUAGUCAAAUUCUGUUUGAAUUAUCACUCCUUAGAUCAUUGCAAAGUUGUUUGCAUAAUUAUAUCUCAACAUACUUCAUUUUAUGUCCCGAAGGACAAAGUCCGCCCAGGUGUCAUAGCCCAUAUCACAGACUGUGUUAAAUUGCAGUCACCAGUUCAUCUUCCCCACAAGAUGAUGAGCUCUGUGUUCCCCUGGGGGUCCCCAGCGCUCAGCGAGGACCCAGCAUAUGGUCCCGAGGGGUCUGGUCAAUAACUUAGAAAUGAAAUGUUUCUGAAAAGCUCAUUGUGAACUGCAUUUUGGAAAAUCAAAUUUUAUUUUAACCCAACUCUUCGUAAAGCGAAGAAAUGCUGUAAUUUUUUUAAAAUAAAUUUGCAUGUUCAUAUGUUGUGAUUCCUUAAAGCUGCAGUGUGCCUUUCUUUAUUCAUUGGUGGGUCUUCUCUCAUUUGAACAUAAAAGAUGCCCAAGUACCUGGCACAUUGAUACUCAGUAAAUAUUUGUCGAAAAAAUAAAACUAGAUUUAAAAAUUCAUUAAAUUAAAUGCUGUCACUUCCCUACUUUCUACCUCUCUCCUUCUGCAGUUAUACUCUCUGCUUUAACUAAGGAGCAGAAUUUAUGCAGAAGGGUGACAGGAGGGAGGAGGAACCCUAAAUAUCACUGAGAACUGCCCUCAUUAUUUAGAUAAGGAAACAGGGCCCAGAUUUGCCCAAGGAGACCCAGCGAGAUGGUGUCUCGUACGAGAAACCCAGAUUUCCUAGCUUCCAGUUCUGUCCACUCUACCACAGUGCCUGUCAUCUGCUCCUGCAGAUGUACAUUUUGGUUAUAAGCAUAAGGAGAAAUGAAGGUCACAGUGUCCCAUUUUAUCUUCCUGAAGACAUGUUUUGCAACGUCAAAGACCAAUUGCUUAUUCUGAUCACUGGAAAAAGUGUCUAACUGAGUUUAUUUUAAGGUGUCAAUGUUUAUUGUUUUGGACAAUAUUUCAACAUAAUCUUACAGAAGAAGAAACACGGAAUAACAAUGUCGUUGUUGUUGCUAAGUACCAUCAAGUUGGUUCCAACUUAUAGCAAUCCUAUGUACAACAGAAUGAAACACUGUCUGGUCCUGCACCACCCUCACAACUGCUGCUGUGUUUGAGCCCAUUGUUGCAGCCACUGUGUCAAUCCAUCUCAUUGAGGGUCUUCCUCUUUUUCUCUGAUCCUCUACUUUACCAAGCAUGAUGUCCUUCUCCAGGAACUGGUCCCUUCU
This is a messenger RNA of Loxodonta africana (African savanna elephant), 6765 nucleotides long. RefSeq names its product cannabinoid receptor 2 (gene CNR2). Gene Ontology annotation, cellular component: cytoplasm; plasma membrane. Lineage: Eukaryota; Metazoa; Chordata; Mammalia; Proboscidea; Elephantidae. Bases 1424 to 2503 code for a protein of 359 amino acids. Gene Ontology annotation, biological process: adenylate cyclase-activating G protein-coupled receptor signaling pathway; regulation of metabolic process. The transcript is spliced from 3 exons. Gene Ontology annotation, molecular function: cannabinoid receptor activity. The record is from RefSeq and is a predicted model, not a curated record.